GCUGAAAACGAGAUCACUAGGAGUCCCAGCUGCGUAGUGAGACUCUGUACCAAAUACAUAACAAACAAACAAACAAACAAACAAACACGUAACAGCCUUCUCCAAAACCCUAUCCUCAUCUCCAAACAGAAUAUUAGAAGCUCUAAAACAUGGAAGUCUUUGUUUUCAUGUUGUGUUAUUUAACCACUCGUAGUCAGUUCUGCACCCCUCCUAGUAAGUUUUGCACCCCUCCUACUAACUUGUGCAUGUGAUUUUUGAGUAUCUGUAGGAUAAGCUGAACUCCUUAGGCCCUAGGAUGGGAGCUGGAAGGGAUUCUGCCCUUUAGAAAGGAACACACUCGGCAUGAGCUUUUCAGUAAGAAUCCAAUAGUCUGGUUUUUGAUAUUAGAUUCCACACUGGAGGGCUACUGAAUACCUGAGUAGAUCUCAUCCAGAGCUUCUUUCCUUCUAAGUUCUGCAGGUCCUUGGGUUUGCUCAGGGAGGCAGAAGCAGAGAUGUCAUGGCAGCUGCCAGAUCUGCUCCAGAGUCCCAGGAGUUCCUGAAAAUGGAGGGCGUGGCCCUGAUGCUCGCCCCUGGGUGGACACAGCUGGGUCCUUCGGUGAAAUUCUGCAGAAGUGAAAGUCAGGGGAACUGUGAGCACCCCAGCUCCCUAGGUGGUGAAAUGCAGGCAAAGAUCAGGGGCACGUGUCCAGCUGAGGAGUGUCGAGGACAAGAGCCUGGCAAGACUCUGUGCCACCUGGGUGAGGACUCUGCCCAAGUUCCUGCUUGUGUCGAAGCUGAUGAACAGGAGGACAAGUUACAAACAAAGCAGAAAAAUGCUAUAGGGAGCAGGCGGCACUUUUGCCACGAAUGUGGAAAGAACUUUGCCCAAAGUUCUGGCCUGACCAAGCACAGGAGGAUCCACACUGGAGAGAAACCCUACGAGUGUGAGGAGUGUGGGAAAGCCUUCAUAGGGAGCUCUGCCCUCGUCAUUCACCAAAGAGUCCACACAGGUGAGAAGCCAUAUGAAUGCGAAGAGUGUGGCAAGGUCUUUAGUCACAGUUCAGACCUUAUCAAACACCAGAGAACACACACGGGAGAGAAGCCCUACGAGUGUGAGGACUGUGGGAAAACCUUCAGCCAAAGCUGCAGUCUCCUUGAACAUCACAAGAUUCACACUGGGGAGAAGCCAUACCAGUGCACCAUGUGUGGCAAAGCUUUUAGGCGGAGUUCACAUCUCCUGAGACACCAGACGGUCCACGGUGAUAGAAGUGAGCUUGGAGAGGUAGGAAAGGCCAAGAUGGAAAGCCAGUGGGAAACUGCCGAAACUCCUGUGUCUUACCGAUGUAAUGAGUGUGACAGAAGUUUUACUCAGAAUAGAAGCCUUAUUGAACAUCAAAAAAUCCACACUGGCGAGAAGCCCUAUCAGUGUGACACGUGUGGAAAAGGCUUCACCCAAACUUCAUACCUCACUCAACAUCAGAGGAGCCACGUCGGGAAGAGUUCUGUCACAGUGACCUCAUGUAUGCAUAGCAAAGUUGGUGCUCAUUUGUCAUUGAACUGAAGCCACUGUGGAGCCUGCUGGCAACAGAAUUUGUGAAUGGGGGUUUAUUUACUAAUUACAUUAUCUGGUAUUAGAAAAUAUAUUCUGGGUGAGCUGAAUUAUCAUGUACCUUUUAGAAAGUGAUUGGAAUAAUACUUGAUAAGACGGCAUGGGAAUAUUGGCUGGAAGAGCUAGGAUCUGAAGAGUUUUGUUCUCAUGUGUCAGAUUUCUUGGGCCUUUCUGAAUGACUAGUGGCCUUUACGCAGCACUUGUUUCUCCUGGACGGAUGGCUCUUGAUUGGGGGGACUGCUGCUCUUAUUAUUCACUUGGCAGUAAUGAGUCCUUCAUGAAUUGAUCACACCGAGAAUGUCUUUUACCUGUCAUUGUGCCUUGCAUAUAGGUGCUAAUAAACAUUUACCAAACAUAUAAAGUGAUGUUUAAAGCUGUCAAAAUAUGUCUCUGA
Messenger RNA from Octodon degus (degu), 1984 nucleotides. It is a transcript of the gene Zkscan4, whose product is annotated as zinc finger with KRAB and SCAN domains 4. Gene Ontology annotation, molecular function: RNA polymerase II cis-regulatory region sequence-specific DNA binding; DNA-binding transcription factor activity, RNA polymerase II-specific. Gene Ontology annotation, biological process: regulation of transcription by RNA polymerase II. NCBI's taxonomy places the organism in Eukaryota, Metazoa, Chordata, Mammalia, Rodentia, Octodontidae. The record is from RefSeq and is a predicted model, not a curated record.